Molecule: messenger RNA, 1796 nt
Organism: Polypterus senegalus (gray bichir)
Lineage: Eukaryota; Metazoa; Chordata; Cladistia; Polypteriformes; Polypteridae
Gene: pccb
Product: propionyl-CoA carboxylase subunit beta
Exons: 15
Coding region: 29-1702 (557 amino acids)
Cellular component (GO): mitochondrion
Molecular function (GO): propionyl-CoA carboxylase activity
Source: RefSeq, a predicted model, not a curated record
UGCAGACACACGUCUUAUUUAUGCAGACAUGGCGGCCUUGGCAACCCUGCGAAGUGCUAGUAGCCUUUUCGGAGGCUACAGAUUCAUUUAUAAAAACUUGGUCGCUGCCCACAGCCACGUGUGGGAUUCGGUUCGGCCUAAUUUGCACCUUCAGCAACGAUGGUAUGCUGUUAGUCACCUGUCAGUACAAGAAAGGAUUGACAAGAAACGGGAGGCGGCGCGUCUCGGGGGCGGACAGGCAAGGAUAGACGCACAGCACAAGCGGGGAAAGCUGACUGCAAGAGAACGUGUUGAACUUCUCCUUGAUCCUGACACUUUUGUGGAAUAUGAUAUGUUUGUGGAGCACCGGUGUUCAGACUUUGGCAUGGAUGCAGCUCAGAACAAGUAUCCUGGAGACAGCGUGGUGACUGGUCAAGGCCGAAUCAACGGUAGACUUGUUUAUGUUUUUAGUCAGGAUUUCACAGUUUAUGGUGGAAGUUUGUCUGGUGCCCAUGCACAGAAGAUCUGCAAGAUCAUGGACCAGGCAGUGUUAGUUGGUGCCCCGGUCAUUGGGCUUAAUGAUUCGGGUGGGGCACGUAUCCAGGAAGGAGUGGAGUCUCUUGCUGGCUAUGCCGAUAUUUUCCUGAGAAAUGUUUUGGUCUCGGGAGUGGUACCUCAGAUCUCGCUUAUAAUGGGGCCUUGUGCUGGUGGCGCUGUUUAUUCUCCAGCCUUGACAGAUUUCACAUUCAUGGUGAAAGACACAUCGUACUUAUUCAUCACUGGUCCCGAUGUUGUGAAGUCUGUUACAAAUGAGGAUGUAACUCAGGAAGAGCUUGGUGGUGCAAAGACCCACACAGCUGUAUCAGGGGUUGCUCACAGAGCAUUUGAAAAUGAUGUAGAGGCCUUGCUUAAUCUGAGAGAAUUUUUCAACUUUUUACCUCUCAGCAACAAGGAUCCUGCUCCUGUAAUGGAGUGUCAUGACCCAAGUGACCGUCUUGUUCCUGGCUUGGAUACUGUAGUGCCAUUUGAAUCCACAAAGGCUUACGAUAUGCUAGACAUUAUUCAUGGCAUUGUGGAUGAGAGGGAUUUCUUUGAAAUUAUGCCCAACUAUGCAAAGAAUAUUGUUGUAGGAUUUGCCAGAAUGAAUGGUCGGACUGUUGGAAUUGUGGGAAACCAGCCAAAAGUAGCAUCUGGUUGUUUGGACAUCAACUCUUCUGUGAAAGGUGCUCGUUUUGUUCGGUUCUGUGACGCCUUCAACAUACCUAUCAUAACCUUUGUUGAUGUCCCAGGGUUUCUUCCAGGAACAGCACAAGAAUAUGGAGGCAUCAUCCGACAUGGAGCUAAGCUACUUUUUGCUUUUGCUGAGGCUACUGUGCCAAAAAUUACAAUUAUCACACGCAAGGCCUAUGGUGGCGCUUAUGAUGUAAUGAGCUCCAAACAUCUGAGGGGAGAUGUGAAUUACGCCUGGCCAUCGGCAGAAGUAGCUGUCAUGGGUGCAAAGGGUGCUGUACAAAUCAUCUUCAGAGGUAAAGAAAACCAAGCGGAGGCUGAAGCAGAAUAUGUUGAGACAUUUGCAAAUCCUUUUCCUGCAGCCGUGAGAGGUUUUGUUGAUGAUAUAAUUCAGCCGUCCAGCACCCGAAUGCGCAUCUGCAGAGAUCUGGAAGUGCUUGUAAACAAACGUCAAACUAAUCCAUGGAAGAAGCAUGCGAAUAUCCCUCUGUGAUCAGAGGAGGAGGAACAUCUCACUGUAAAUAUACUGUCAUAGCUGAUAAUGUAAUAGACGUUUCCCUGAAUAAACAUUUUAUAAAAAAAAAAAA